Xyrauchen texanus (razorback sucker) is the source of this 5164-nucleotide messenger RNA. Its product is annotated as adhesion G-protein coupled receptor G6-like. The transcript has 29 exons. Lineage: Eukaryota; Metazoa; Chordata; Actinopteri; Cypriniformes; Catostomidae. Gene Ontology annotation, molecular function: G protein-coupled receptor activity; laminin binding. Gene Ontology annotation, cellular component: membrane. The record is from RefSeq and is a predicted model, not a curated record. The coding region runs from base 240 to 4136 and encodes 1298 amino acids. Gene Ontology annotation, biological process: cell surface receptor signaling pathway; adenylate cyclase-activating G protein-coupled receptor signaling pathway; myelination in peripheral nervous system.
CAGUUUUGGCAAGUAAACUCGCGUUACCGCUUUAUCCAGCAUCUGUCAGCUCGGAGAAUAGGUCCACCCAUCAUAAAUAGAUAUAACACCGAGUUUAAGUAUCUACGGUAAUGUGUUUUUGAUCAAAUGUGUCGUAGCGCGUGAGCGUUAAUGGUGGGCUGCCUCUAAAAGUUCUCUCAAGUUGUUCAAAGUGUUGAAGAGAAUAAUGGUUCUUCAAAGAGACGAACUUCAAUGAAAUAAUGGUUUCUUUCAUCAGUAGUAGGUGGUGGAGAUGGAAGUGCCUGAAGAUUCUCCCUGUUACCCUGCUGCUGAUGUGCCUUCCGACUUCAGUAGCACCGAGCUGCCAGAGUAGCAUCAGCUGCAAUGUGGUGCUCACCGACUCCCAUGGCUCUUUCACCUCCCCCUGCUACCCCUCUGAGUACCCAUCCAGUCAAGCCUGCGAGUGGACCAUACAGGCCCCAGCUGGCUUUAUAGUUCAAAUCACCUUCCUAGAUUUUGAGCUUGAGGAAGCGCACGGCUGCAUCUAUGACCGCAUCGUCGUCAGCACUGGUGCAAGUGAUGUCAAAUUUUGUGGCUUAACAGCCAAUGGACUAACACUCAACUCCACUGGAAAUGUGAUGGUGGUUUCCUUUAAUUCAGACUUUAGUGUUCAAAAGAAAGGUUUCCAUAUAAGUUACAAGCAAGUGGCAGUGGUACUGAGGAACCAGAAGGUCACUAUGCCAAAGACCAGCAAGAAUACAGUGAGAUUGAGCAAUUCAGUCACAUUCCCUGCACUUACUGCAUUCACAGUGUGCUUUGAGAUUGCCCGCACUGCCACAAAGAGCACAGAGACCAUCUUUACCUACACUGAUGCAGCUGGGACAUCUGUUUUGGCAUUUGAGAAGACAGCAAGAGGUAUGGAGAUGUUCAUAGGCAGUUCCUCCUGCUCUGUAAAUAACCUUAUCACCAGCUCAGAUAUCACCUCCAGCAUGAUGCCAAUCUGCCUCACCUGGACCAAGUCCUCUGGGCUUGUGGCAGUAUACUUUGGAGGCAACUAUCACACCAACACCUGUUCGGCCACUAAGAUUUACACCCUGCAGAGUGGAGGACUCUUCCAGCUUGGAGGACAAGGAUCUAGUGAGGUCAGUGUUGACAAUCAGAACUUGGAUGGCUUCAUUUACAAUUUCCGAUUGUGGGAUCACGCCAUGGCCGUUGCUGAGCUCUCUGCCCUCACCUGUGAUAAAAAGGGUAACGUCAUUGACUGGGAUCAUAGCUUCUGGACCAUCCCAGGCUCUUACACAGAGACUGACAGCACACUCAGCUGCAUCUGUUACCCAAAUUGCAUACAUUUAACAACUGCUUCAACUAGUGGCACUGUCAUACCAACGCUUGCCCCAGGAACACCAGGUUGUACUUCCCCUGGACUGGGCUGCCCAGCCACAUUAACAGUUACCACCGCAUCCACUGCCACCACUAACACGAUUUCUACUAAUGCAGCAACCCACGCUAUUACUACUACUCUUUCAUACGCAUCUACUCCUAGCAUGCCUCUAACCACACGUUCUGCUGCUGCUACUAACCCGCCUCUGUCCAACAGCAAAACCAGUGAGGGCAUUUUCUACAAGAUUUCCUUAGGGGUAAAUGAUGUACAAGCAAACACCCAAGAAAGUGAUGUUGAGAUGAUGAUAGCUCAAUGGCUCAAUCAAACCUUUCAGAACUGGAUCUACAGAGUUUAUGUUGAUAAUGUCAAGUUUGGACCUAAAACUGUUCUUUCAAGGGCCACGUCUAUCCGAUAUACCUGCAUGGCCUUGCUUGUGUAUAAGAAUACCAGUGAUGCAGUUCUAACAGUGGCAGAGAUUGAAAACAGGCUGAGAAGUGCCCCUGCCAUAGGAAAUGACUUGAUAUUGGACAGCGUGAUGGUGAAAUCAAUGGAAAACUGCCAGUCAGAGAAGGUUCCAUUUCACUACAGAUGGCCAGAGAGCAGACCGACAGUCACACAGUAUGUCCCCUGUUUCCCUUACAAAGAGCAGAAUGCAUCCAGGACAUGCAUGAUUAGCCCAGAUAAUUAUACAUCAAUCUGGGCUUCUCCAGAUCUCAGAAACUGCACUGAUAUAGAGGACAUUCCAGUUUCACAAGAGAAUGCAAUAGAAGUGGCUGUGCAGCUUGCUGAUAUCAGCAAUAAUGAGCUCUCUACGGAAGAGGUGACAAAGGUUGUCUCCAAGGUGAAGGAGCUGGUGAAUGUAGCCAAAAUUAAUGCCACUCUAGCCAACACUGUGGUCAGUAUAAUCUCCAACGUUAUGAUCAGCUCAGAGGAUGCUCAACUGGCUGCCUCCAAGAUAGCACUCAAAACAGUGGAUGAACUGGUGCAGAAGAUUGAGUUUGAUGGACCCUCUGUGGCCAUCACAUCCAAAUACCUGGCUCUGGGAAUCUCUGCCCUCAACACAAGCAAUUUCAAUGGGACCACUUUUAGUGCAUAUAUAGACAUCAACUCGACAGACCCUCAGAUUAAUUUUGAUUCAGAGGCCCAGAACGCUUUGGCUGUGGUCACACUGCCUCCCACACUUUUACACAAUCUGAGUAAUACACAAAUGAAAAGAGCAUCCAGAAUAAACUUCAUAUUCUUCAGCAAGACUGGACUCUUUCAGCACUUUGGAUCAUUCAUGGAUAAACAAAGUAAUGGCCGGUUCUUGAACAGCUAUGUGGUGGCUAGUAGUGUGGGCAACUUCAGCAUUAAAAACUUGCAGGAUCCAGUCAAGAUAGAGAUUGCCCAUUUGGAGUACCAGAGAGAACCAAAACCUCUUUGUGUGUUUUGGGAUUUUAACAUCCAAACUGGCAUAGGGGGCUGGAGCAGUGAAGGCUGUGUGGUCAGUCUCGAGUCCAACAGCAACAGGACCGUCUGCUUGUGUAACCACCUCACACACUUUGGCAUCCUAAUGGACAUCUCUGGAGCUGCUACACAGAUUGAUGAGAAGAACAACAGGGUUCUCACCUUCAUUUCCUACAUCGGCUGUGGCAUCUCAGCCGUUUUUUCAGCAGCAACGCUGCUCACGUACAUCGCUUUUGAGAAGCUGCGGCGAGACUAUCCCUCCAAGAUCCUGAUGAAUCUCAGCACUUCAUUGCUCUUCCUCAACAUGGUGUUUCUCCUGGAUGGAUGGUUGGCCUCAUAUGAAAUGGAGGGACUGUGUGUGACAGUGGCUGUCUUUCUGCACUUUUUCCUUCUCACAUCCUUCACCUGGAUGGGCUUAGAAUCCAUCCACAUGUACAUUGCCUUGGUCAAGGUCUUCAACACCUACAUACGGCGAUAUAUACUCAAGUUCUGCAUUGUAGGGUGGGGUGUUCCGGCUGCAAUUGUUGGCAUUGUGUUGGCAGUGGGCAAAAAUUCCUAUGGAAAGAAGUACUAUGGAAAAAGCGAGAAUGGAAAGAGCCAAUCAGAAUUCUGUUGGAUUCAUAGUCCGGUGGUAUUCUACGUAACAUGCGUGGGCUACUUUUCCAUGAUCUUCCUACUGAAUGUUGCCAUGUUCAUCGUGGUCAUGAUCCAGAUCUGCGGGCGUAAUGGCAAGCGCAGCAACAGGACACUGCGAGAGGAGAUAUUGCGUAACCUGCGCAGCGUGGUCAGCCUGACAUUCUUGCUGGGCAUGACCUGGGGCUUUGCGUUUUUCGCCUGGGGCCCAGUCAGCCUGGCCUUCAUGUAUCUCUUCUCCAUUUUCAACUCAUUGCAGGGGUUAUUCAUAUUUGUGUUUCACUGUGCUCUGAAAGAAAAUGUACAGAAACAAUGGAGGAGAUACUUGUGCUGUGGAAAGUUCCGCUUGGCAGACAAUUCAGACUGGAGCAAGACUGCUACUAAUAAUACAAAGAAAGUGAGUUCUGAUAACCUGGGCAAGUCCCUGUCAUCCAGCUCCUUUGGCUCCACUACAGCCAACUGGACAUCUAAAGCCAAAGCCACACUAAACCCCUUUGUCAGGCACAGUAAUGCAGGUAAAAGUUUCUCCAAUCAGUGCAGUCCUAAAUGCAGCCCAUCCGAUGGAGAGGCCUCCUCAUCCAUCCUCCCCGUGCACCAGGUCCUGGACAAGGUGAAGGGCUUCUGCUCCAUACGCUCUGACAACUUCUACAAAAACAUCAUCAUGUCAGACAGCUUUAGCCACAGCACUAAAUUCUAAGGAGAAGGGGCUAAGAUGACGCCCUCCCAUGUCCCACAGACUCACCUUGAGCAAUAGAAAGACAGAAUCAUGUUUAUACUCUACUAUAUUGAGCUAACCCUCCCAGCCUCCUUUCUACCCCUUCCCAACCGGAGUAGAGAAAUGUAUAACCCUGUAGAGAGGGCAAGCUAUGAAAGUGUGGAUUUUACAUACUGUGAUAUUCAGCUAAUACUGACUAUGUGAUCUGUAAAUAAUCAUAAUAUAUUUGACUGUUUGUGCUUUUUCUUUGUCUUUUUUUUCUACAUUUUUUGGUGCCUUCUGUAUAUAAAAUGUAUACAUUCUUACUACAACAUAUCUUAAUCUUCUUUAGAGAGAAAGUGGGACAAUUUCAUGACCAAAGACCAUCAAACAUGAGGAAUAGUCCACUAUUCCUUUGUUAGGAACUGAAAGAACAGGAACGGUUGGAGCUUGAAUUUUCCUGCUUGUGAAUUUUGCAUUUGUUGUUUUUUGUCAGAGUUAGCUUCUCUUAUCCCAAGUAGUCAAGUUUAAAUGUUUAAUGUAAAUUAGUGAGCCUUUAAUCCUUUUAUUUUGUAACUAUUUAAAUGUUCUAUUUUUGUCUUUACACGAUCUACUACUGAUUAAUGUGUUACAGAAAACUUUGUUGUUUCAAUGUUUCAAUCGUUUCAAUGCUGUUCCAGACUGCUCCAACAGAAGGGCAGAAGACUUAGAGCAGUCAGGUUAGAAAUUCAUAAGUAUAGUAAUUCCAACUUUCAAAUGCCUCUGUUAUGUGACAAUGGAAAAAAACAGCUAAAAAAACAAAUCUAUCAAAUCAGAUAUUGCUGUAGUUUAAUGAAAUUCUUAUUUGGACUUGGUAUUUAUUUUAAAUGCUUUUAUGAGAUUUCCAUGCUCCGAUGAAGAUAAUGUCAGCAGAGUAAAUGCUUACUAAGGGCUAUUCAGUUUACUCUGGUCUUCAGUGUAGAUCAUCAUUGUAUAGCGUUUAUGGAUGCAGUGUGAAAAUGUGACACUGCAUAUUAAAUGCACUUAAGCCA